UCUGUUUCCUUUAACUUUCUGCUCCCAACAACUUUGUUUAGUUGUUCUUCAAAAUCCCUUUCUCACUCGCUAUAUAUAUAAUACACACACACAUACACACAUUUAUAUCGGAGUACAUGGGAAAGGCAAUGCUUUAAUUUUGUUGACUUGUCGUCAACCUCGUCUUUCUUUCUAUCUAUCCAUCUACACACUUCAUUAUUCACUUAUUCGUACGGAAUUUCUUUUUGACGACCUUUGGGGAAUCGUUGGAGCUUUGGAAUCAAAAAAAGGAAAAUUAAUUGGUAUAUAGCUUUCUUUCAAAAUGGGCAUGCAAUUGUAGCAGAACAGCGUUGUUGCUUUUCUUUUCUUCCUCAAUCUGAUUACUUUACUUCCCUGACUUAAUAGUUUUGGGAAGGAGAGAUCAUGAGCUUGAUAGAUUAUGUUUUCUCUUGGUCUAUUGCUGAUGUGCUGAACAAAGAUCUUUACAAGACAAAGGUAAAGGAAAUCCCGAAGACUUUUGCUUCGAUAGGUGAUUACAUGGAUUCAUUCAUCUAUCCUCUUAUUGAGGAAACACAUGCCGAUUUGUUCUCGAGCAUGACAACAGUGUCUCAUGCACUUACCUGUAAAAUUUUGGCCGUUGAAAUAUCUAAAGGUUAUAAGCCUCCCAAAGACUUGUAUUACAAUAUAGUUUUGAGGAGAACGAGGGAGAUUGAGAAUGAUAAAGGAAUGUAUGAGCCUCAGGUGGGAGAUCUCAUUGCCUUGACAGAAGUGAGUCCGAAAUGCAUUGAUGAUUUGAACAGGCCUAAACGUCCCUAUCUUGUUGCUUUAAUUCUAGAAAAAAAGUCGGGGGAUGAUUAUUCUGUGAAAUUUUCAAUCCUCUCAUCGAAUGACAUCAUUUUCAAUCAAGAAACAAAAAAGGAUAAGAAGAAAGAAACUCUUUUUGCUGUUUAUCUUACAAACAUGACGACAAACAUUCGUAUAUGGAAGGCACUCAACUACCAGCUGGAAGGAGGAAACAUGAACAUCAUAAGGGAAGUGCUGCAAAUCAAUUCCACAGUUGGGACAAACUGUGCUCAGUGCCAAUCUGAAGAAAGUACGAGUGCUGUUAUAUCAAAGGCAAGGGGUGCUGUUUCCUCUUUUAAGCUGGAUGAUUCUCAAAAGGCUGCUAUAGUGAGUUGCAUUGCUACAAGAGAAUGCCAUCACCAGAAUUCUGUCAAACUAAUUUGGGGUCCUCCAGGGACUGGGAAAACGAAGACGGUUGCUUCGUUGUUAUCUGCUCUGUUAAAGAUGAAAUGUAGAACUCUGACAUGUGCCCCAACUAAUGUUGCAGUGCUAGGAGUAACUAAACGGCUUAUGAAUUUGGUAAGGGAAGCACCUAAGUAUGAUACUUAUGGGUUGGGAGAUAUUGUAUUAUUUGGCAAUGGGGAGCGAAUGAAGAUUGAUGAUCAUGAUGACCUUUUCGAUGUAUUUCUUGAUCACCGCGUUUCAUUUCUUGCAAGUUGUUUUGCUCCAUUGACCGGAUGGGAAAAUAGUAUAGAAUCGAUGAUAUGUCUGCUGGAAAAUCCUGAAGAGCAGUACAGCUUGUAUUUGAAAACAGAAAAAGAGGAAGAUGACAAGGAUAAUGACAAUGAAAAAGAAGAGGAGGGGCAGGAGGGAUUGUUUGGUAAUGAGAAGUUAAAUAGCAGUCCAGAGAAAGAGAGCGAGAUCAAUGAUCAAGACUCCAAAGACAUGGUGAAGAAGAGAGUUUUGAAGAAGGUUUUAGCUCAAAUCUUGAAGGAAAACAGUAACAAGAAAAAGAAGGGCAAGGCACCUUCUCAGAGAAAUAAUCAUUUGAGUUGUGAUGAAAAAAAUAAUAAUGUUGAUCUCUCUUUGAAGAAGAAAGAAAAAAGCGAGGCAAGUGAUAAGCCUGUUCAUAUUUUGACAUUUGAGGAGUUUAUCAAGAAGAGAUUCAUUUACAUCGGAGAAAAGCUGACAUUUUGCAUUACAACUUUGUAUACUCAUAUGCCAACUUCUUUUAUUUCGUUGGCAGUAGUAAAGAACAUGAUUAAAGUUCUUGGGUUGCUUGAAUCUAUCAGAAAAUUAUUGGUUAGUGUUGCUUUUGCAAGUGAAGGAUUAAGAGAAGUCUUCAAUGGAACUGGAGGUGUAGGAUACAGGGUUAAACACCUUAUGAAGUUGAGAUCAGAUCAGACGGAGUGUCUUCGAAUGCUCAAACAUCUUUCUAAAAGAGUCCGUGUUCCGGGAAUUUCUGGUUAUUAUGGAAUUAAAAAAUUUUGUUUGAAAAAUGCAUGCCUGAUAUUCUGCACUGUUUCAAGCUCAGAGAAAUUGCAUACUGAAGGAAUGAAGCCGUUUGAAUUGUUGGUUAUUGAUGAAGCUGCUCAGCUUAAAGAAUGCGAAUCAGCUAUUCCUUUGCAGCUCCUUGGGCUCCGUCAUGCUAUAUUUAUUGGCGAUGAGCGCCAACUUCCUGCAAUGGUUCAAAGCAAGAUUUGCGAGGAGGCUGAAUUUGGAAGAAGCUUAUUCGAGAGGCUAGUAUCGCUAGGACACACAAGGCACCUUCUUAAUGUCCAAUAUAGGAUGCAUCCAUCAAUAAGCUUAUUUCCAAACAUGGAGUUCUAUGAUAAAAGAAUUUUUGAUGCUCCAAAUGUAAAAAAUAGAACUUAUAAAAGGCAUUUCCUCCAAGGAAAGAUGUAUGGCUCCUACUCUUUUAUUAAUGUAAUUGAUGGAAAAGAGGAAUUUGGUGGUGGACAUAGCAGCAAAAAUAUGGUGGAGGUUGCUGUGGUAGCUGAGAUAGUUGCAAGCCUCUAUAAAGAAUAUGUUGCUAGAAAACAGAAGGUCAGUAUUGGCUGUAUAUCGCCAUACAAGGCUCAGGUUUUCGCAAUUCAAGAGAAACUCGGAAAUACAUACAGUGCAGAUGCCGAAAGUGACUUCUCUGUGAAAGUUCGCUCUGUUGAUGGGUUUCAGGGAAGUGAGGAGGAUGUGAUAAUUAUCUCUACAGUCAGAUCCAAUGCGCGUGGAUCAGUGGGUUUCCUCUCCAAUCGUCAGAGAGCUAAUGUGGCUCUGACACGAGCGAGGUAUUGCCUCUGGAUAUUGGGGAAUGGAGCAACCUUAAUUAACAGCGACUCUGUUUGGAGUAAAUUAGUCGACAAUGCCAAGAACCGGGGUUGUUUUUUUAAUGCUAAUGAAGAGAAAAAUUUGGCUCAAGCUAUUACCACUUCCUUAAUUGAGCUUAACCAACUAGAUACUUUACUCAAGAUGAAUUCCCUACUGUUCAGAGAGGCGAGGUGGAAGGUUUGCUUUAGUAAUGAUUUCUUGAGGACCAUGGCCGGAAUUAAGAACCCAAAUACGCGUAAGGAAGUGCUUUCUCUUUUGACAAAGCUUUCAAGUGGUUGGCGUCUGCCUCAAGGGAAUAGAAUUCUCAAGGAUAUGAAUGGGAUUUCUUCUCAACUGUUAGAGCAGUACAAUGUCAAUGGGCAGCUAAAUCUCAUUUGGACUGUAUGCAUUCUCAGGGAAAAUUCGAAGUACAUCCAGAUUAUUAAGGUUUUGAAUGUUUUGCCGUUGUCUAAGAUACCAGAACUAGCAAAUCGUCUUGACAUCUCGUUUGGGAAACUUACAGUGGAUACGAUGCAUCGUUGCAAAUGCAAAUGUGUCGAAGGGAAUUUAGUGGUUCCAAUGGAAUGGCCAGCAGAUUCCACUGCUAAUCGGAAGACUAAAGGUGCCAAGACUGAUUCUUCUGAGCUUUUACAAAGUCAAUUUGCUUCACUUAGUCUUAGUGAUGCAGCGGGAUCGUCAGCUAUGAGUUCCGGAAGUCAUACCAAGUCCAACAAGAAGAGUGGAGUAAAAAAUGUGGCCAAGACGAACAAAAGGAGAGUGAGGUUACAUAAAUGAGGUGCAAGCUGAUGAAUUGCAUACUGAUGAAUAUUUGGACACUUUACGGCAUGUCAUACUGUUUUGAGCUCAAGUGCUCUCCAUUGGUUAAAAAGAUUUGAAACCGUUCAUUCUCAUAUAUACUAAAAAUGUGGUAUUCAAAGUUAUACAUAUAUAUAUAUAUAUAAAAUAGACUGUGUGUCCUUUUUGUGAAUUUGUGUAAUGAGAUUGUGCAUACAGUGGAAAA
Molecule: messenger RNA, 4087 nt
Organism: Cornus florida
Lineage: Eukaryota; Viridiplantae; Streptophyta; Magnoliopsida; Cornales; Cornaceae
Product: helicase SEN1-like
Exons: 11
Coding region: 403-3861 (1152 amino acids)
Molecular function (GO): helicase activity
Source: RefSeq, a predicted model, not a curated record